GUCCAACCAGGAGUCUCAAUAAAGCUGUUGCUGCCGGCGUGCACGGGCAAGAUGGCUGCGCCCAGGGAAGAGGCGUGAAGCGUCUGCUCCCACGCUUGCAUUGACUUUGCACUGGGUCCGAUUGCUUAAUGCCUGUAAAUCACCUCUGUAAAAGGACUUCAGAAGCAUAGAAAGGUCUGAUUCAGAGCUUGCUGAGAAACUGUUGAAAGGCUUCCAGUAUGUUAGACUGCUCUUUGGGGGACAGAUCAAGAGGACUGCAGGAGAGAACUUGAAUAGGUGCAGCACAUCAUCAUUGGCUCGUGUUUUUGCUUUUCUGACGCCCACGAAAGAGGGGAACAAAACCAUGCCAGCGUCUUUGAGGAAACUUCAGCAAAUGGCUAUUUAUCUGGGAAUUGUAUCUGGUGGGGGAUGUUCUCUUAUGUAUUACUUCAUGCAAAAGAGCUUUGCCAGAACACAGUACUAUCAGCAGGCUCUCGAGCAGCUUCAGCAGGAUCCAGAAGCCCUGGAGGCACUUGGCGCUCCUCCUCUGAAAGUGCAUUACAUCAGGCUGACAGACAGGCACAAUCGCGUGGAUGAGGCGAGAGCCCAGAUAAAGAUACCAGUAUCUGGAACAAAGACAGCUGGAUACCUUUAUGUCAAUUCAAAAAAAGACUUCUCCCUCAACAGCUGGCAUCUGCAGGAAGCCACACUACAACUCCGAAAUGGUCACCAUCUAGCAGUGUACCAUUCGUCGAUGAAGACAGCUGACCAGGAGGACCUGGAACUGCUGCCUGCUCAAGUAUCAUCGUAGCCAACAAACAGAUGAACUGACACCACCAAUGGGAGCAAACCAUGUAUGUAUUUUUAAAAUACGGUGCUCAUUUCCCCUCCUUCCCUAGCCUCAAAGAAGAUGGAGGGCACUAAAGGCCAGCAGCUGCUCAAGGGAUAUUUUCACUAGUUUUGAGAGCUGGGCAAUCUUAGGAGGGGGCCAAGAUUAAAAAAUAAAUUUCUGACUAGAUCAUCUAAUUGAAGUGAGAUGAAACUUCUGCACCAAUUCCACCCUUCUAAUGAGCUUAAGAGCAGCUUAAAGGUUUGCAGACAGCAUUUUAUGGCUCAACAGUAGAACUUCGUCGAGUGGCUGAAUGUAUCUGGGCCUGACACCCCUCCAGAGUCUAUGGUAUGAUUUAAUGCUUGCAGCUUGCAGUUUUAGUACCUGAACUCUUGCAGCUCCUUAUGUCAAUAAAUCAAUUUCUUUCAA
Molecule: messenger RNA, 1237 nt
Organism: Heteronotia binoei (common prickly gecko)
Lineage: Eukaryota; Metazoa; Chordata; Lepidosauria; Squamata; Gekkonidae
Product: cytochrome c oxidase assembly factor 1 homolog
Exons: 7
Coding region: 344-790 (148 amino acids)
Biological process (GO): mitochondrial respiratory chain complex I assembly; mitochondrial respiratory chain complex IV assembly
Cellular component (GO): mitochondrial inner membrane
Source: RefSeq, a predicted model, not a curated record